Desarmillaria tabescens is the source of this 1687-nucleotide messenger RNA. Its product is annotated as ceramidase-domain-containing protein. NCBI's taxonomy places the organism in Eukaryota, Fungi, Basidiomycota, Agaricomycetes, Agaricales, Physalacriaceae. The transcript is spliced from 8 exons. Gene Ontology annotation, biological process: ceramide biosynthetic process; ceramide catabolic process. Gene Ontology annotation, cellular component: endoplasmic reticulum membrane. The record is from RefSeq and is a predicted model, not a curated record. The coding region runs from base 287 to 1297 and encodes 336 amino acids.
GGGCAGGAUGACGUCAGCGAUCGCCGACGAACUUGGAUUUCCUGUUCUGGCUUAUCGCAGGCAAAACCGCUAAUCCACUCUCAAAUUCCCGAAACGACCUUCUACGCCGCGACAUGCUAGGCUGCAUCUUUCUUCUUGUCUUCUGAAUUCCUUCUUUGCAUGCGAUUUUCCCAUCAAGGAAGUUAAAAUAGCACCAGUUGAUCUGUUUUCCAAUUUGUGUAGCGAUUACGGGCUAGCUCAUUCGGCUUCCACAUCAUACUCUCUGUCGCCCGUCACAUCAAUCCAUAUGCUUGUCUCCUAUAGUGCCUUUGUCUCCGAACCAGUAUCUUCCGGCUGCCGGUCUGUAAACAUGCUCGUAAUUUGUCACAAGCGGUCACAUUGGAACAUCUAUCGCGUCCCGCUGCGGCACAUAUAUACUGCAAUGGGCCUUCCUGGACUCGUCUCUUUCACCUGCAAAGGGCCCCCUCCAUUCCAUUCCUAUACCCCCAUCAUGGCCUCCGUCAACAGCGUCGUAAACUUUGAGGGCUUCUAUGGACCUGCGACCGCUACUUUAGACUGGUGUGAAGCCAACUACCAGUUCUCGUUCUAUGUCGCAGAACUGGUUAAUACAUUCUCUAACCUCUACUCUAUCGGACUAGCCGUGUACGGUGUACUCAACAUUAUACGUCAAUCCCUUCCGCCGGUCUACACUAUUGGAUUUAUUGGCUUUGCUACCGUCGGCCUCGGGAGUUUCGCUUUCCAUGCGACGCUGUUGUUUCAUUGGCAACUCGCCGACGAACUGCCUAUGGUCUAUGUCGCAUCGUUGGGCUGCUGGGUUUUAUACGACCGCUCGCCGGGCUUCAGCUUCGUCGAUUCUCGCGCCUUGAUUACUCUUUUCAUGACCAUCGCGUUUGACGCGCUAUUCACCUGGAGCUACAUCAUCAAUCGGAAUCCUGUCUACCAUCAAGUUGUGUUCGGGACUAUUGCAUCAACCAUCGGCGUUCGAAUUGCUUACCUUCUGAACUGGUCUGAGGAACGAUUCCGUAUUCCAGACGACAAGAAGGCAGAAAUUAGUAACGUCUUUGACAACAUAUUCUGCGAUCCUUUGACAGCCUGGAAAACAGCAGUUGGCUGGCCGUUGGCUUUCCUGUUCGAAGGACAUGCGUGGUGGCACAUCUUCACGGGAACAGGCACCUACUUUAUGGUAGUUGGUGUUACAUGUAAUUCGCUUUGCAUGAAGGACGAUCACCGCAGCUAUACGAUGCAACAUCCUUACGGAUUUCCUAUAGUAAAAUAUGCAUAUCACAAAGCACCAUAAUCUUUGCGAGAUCUCGGGUCCGAGGAUAGUUUCUCAUAAUUGUUGUAGAGAUGUCAGGGCCAAGGGGACAAUUAUUUAUUGACAUUACUUUUACUGAUGAGCGGGGGUGUUUAUAGAUCAGGGCGCUAUUACGAGUGUGAAUUAAGACACGCAGCGGAUAAUAGAUUUACCUACUUACCUGGUUUACUAUGGGACCGGUUCGCUAACUUUCCAUCUGAGGAAACCAGCGACAUCCACUGAUUGCAAUUUGUUUUCCCCGCGCCAGUUCACGAGAUAGUCUUUGACUAAUGCUCCUUGGCCCGCCAUGAAGCCCUGUUCGUACAAGCUCAUUUCAUCGUUUCCCGUAAUAGACACGGGAUUGAAUCCGACAAUUUGCUGAGCGAGGGCAUG